Messenger RNA from Cryptotermes secundus, 1428 nucleotides. Its product is annotated as cytokine receptor-like factor 3. Gene Ontology annotation, molecular function: protein binding. Lineage: Eukaryota; Metazoa; Arthropoda; Insecta; Blattodea; Kalotermitidae. Bases 108 to 1406 code for a protein of 432 amino acids. The transcript has 8 exons. The record is from RefSeq and is a predicted model, not a curated record.
CGAAGGUGAUAAUCUUAUGUUCAUUAACAAAAUGUAAUGCUGUUAUUGGUGCAUGAGUACCAUAUCGGAUAUUUGUGUAGUAAAUUAUGCAGCAGCCUUGAAUUGUUAUGGAGGAUGUCUCGAAGAUAACUAUCAUAGAAACUAUAGAUACAGCUAAAGAGUAUGCUUCUAAACUUGAAGGUCUCAUAAAAUCAAUUGAAGUUGCCAAAAAACAGGUGAACACAAGCACACAGAAGACAAUUGAAGAUAUUGAUAAUGUGUUUGAUUUGUUUACAUCGGUUGUAAUAGAUGCCUUAGAUAAAAGAAGAAAUGUAUUGAAAACUGAAGCUUUAAGAUAUCAAGAGGAAGGUCUGAUCCCCCUGAAGGCAUGUCAUGACCUCAUUGAAGGGAAGUUACAAGCCACAGAGGCGUAUAUUGAAGAGGGCCGCAACAUUUUGAGAGUUAGUGGAAUUACCAGUGCAGAGGAAAUUGUAAAGUUCAUUGAAAAGGCUUCACAACUUGGAAGUUUGCCUGCAGUUCCCAGUCUGGAGGAGGUACCAGACAUAUCGUUCCAGUGCCCCAUGGAGUCCGUGAGUGUCAAAGUAGAGCAGACACUUUCGGGAGUGGGGGCAGUAUCCAGGAUGGGGCCUGUGCAAGUUACAGAAGUGGAUGAGAAACCUGGGGCACUGCUAGUGAGAUGGGAAGAGGUGGAUUUUGAACGGACGGUGGACAUACACAGUUUCCGGCUGCAGAUGGCAUAUGGCGAUGUGCGAGGCCAAAUGAAUCUGCUCGAGGGUAACUUCCAUGAUGUGUAUUUUGGAUCAGAGUGUCAGCAUCUGGUGCGUGACCUGCGACCUGGUGUGCCAUACACAUUCCGAGUGUGUUGUCAAGUGGAAGGUGACACAGAGUGGAGUGCAUGGUCUUUACCACGAGUUGCCACAACAAAUUAUGAUCCAUUUUGCUGGGACCUCUCGAAUACAAACUACAAGAUAACAAAUGAGAACAAGAUAGCUACAAAAAUAUCAACUGAUCAGGCCAUUCUGUUCUCCAGUUCUGCUCAGUUUGGACCCGGACAUUCUAUCGAAUUCACGGUACUAGAAUGCGGGGUUGGCUGCAGUGAUGAAGGACUUGGGCUUGUUGAUGUGGGCGUGGCAGGUGAAAGCCUUCUGCAGCCAGGAGCACUGUUCGUCAACGCACUAGGCUGUGUGUUUGUUGAUGGCAGAGAGAAGACAACGAAAUUGCCAAGGCUAGAGAAGGGCUCCAAAGUAAGCUUCACAUGUGAACAUGUACGGGAGAACAAAAUCCGAGUUGACAUCGACAGUAACAACAAGACAGUUACGUACGAUUGGAACAUAUCCAGUCCACAUCUUAAACUUUACUUUGCCAUUUGCUUUGGACAGUCAGAAUGGAAAGUUCUUGUUGAAUAAAAGAAUUUCAGUUACAGAUGAA